CCUGGGAACGAAGGCAGUCUGGUUUCGUAGACAGGCCCUUAAACACAUUCUCGUGUUGUGUCUAUGUGUGAAAGCCGUUUUCCAAGUGCCCUGAAAUUUCAAUAGCGUCCAGUGGCUACCAGACGUGUUAUAAAUUUGUUUCAGUAAGCUAGACAAUUUGCCGACAUCCUCGACAAUGCUCACUACCAAGCAGACCGACUUAGUGAUGGACUGCGUCACGGAGAUGCUGCCCGAGUCCCGUUCGAGCUCCUCUACGGAUCUGAAGACUCUGGUGGAGAAGGAUCUGCGUAAGCCGCUCAAGGAGAUCGUCGAUCUACGCCUGAAGCAUCCUCUGGAGCACACGUGGACGCUCUGGUACCUGGAGAACGAUCGCAGCAAGUCCUGGGAGGACAUGCAGAAUGAGAUCACUAGCUUCGACAUGGUCGAGGACUUUUGGAGCCUGUACAGUCACAUAAAACCACCAUCCGAGAUCAAAGUCGGUAGCGAUUAUUCGUUGUUCAAGAAGGGCAUACAGCCCAUGUGGGAGGAUGAUGCCAACAAGUUCGGUGGCCGCUGGGUCAUCAAUAUGGGGCGUGGCUCCAAACUGGAGCUCGACAAACUCUGGCUGGAUGUGCUACUCAUACUGAUUGGCGAGGCCUUUGAUCACACUGAAGAGGUCUGCGGCGCUGUUAUCAACUUACGCGGCAAGAGCAACAAAAUUUCAAUUUGGACCGCCAACGGGCACAACGAGAUGGCCGUCAUAGAGAUUGGACUCAAGCUUCGCGACCUGCUCGUCCUGCCGCCCCACCAGCUGCAGUACCAGUUGCACAAGGACUCGAUGUGCAAGCAGGGAUCGGUGGUCAAAGCGGUUUAUUGCGUGUAAGCCGGCCCGGUCGUUGAUGCCAAUACCACCACCAACCAAAGCAAAACCAACCCAACCACCCAUAUACCCUCCUUCAUUGACCUCCGCCGUCGGUUGCUGUUUUCAGCGCGUGCAUUCCAAAAACGUAAAAAAAAAAUUGUAUCUUGACACACAGAACGGGUUUUAUGAAUUUGACCAUGUUAAAAAUUACAAAGAAAACUGAAAAUAUAUAGGAUUCUGUAUGUGA
Messenger RNA from Drosophila elegans, 1088 nucleotides. It is a transcript of the gene eIF4E4, whose product is annotated as eukaryotic translation initiation factor 4E1. The transcript has 4 exons. The record is from RefSeq and is a predicted model, not a curated record. NCBI's taxonomy places the organism in Eukaryota, Metazoa, Arthropoda, Insecta, Diptera, Drosophilidae. Gene Ontology annotation, cellular component: cytoplasm; eukaryotic translation initiation factor 4F complex. Gene Ontology annotation, molecular function: translation initiation factor activity; RNA 7-methylguanosine cap binding. The coding region runs from base 176 to 862 and encodes 228 amino acids. Gene Ontology annotation, biological process: translational initiation.